AUGCCGCUCAUCUCAACCAAAUCGUUGGUCGCAACGGGCCUUUUUGUAUUGAUUCCCGUGUCAUUGAUCUACACUUUCCAUUCCUCUGCGAGCACCAUAGACUCGAUCCUCAAACCAACAUUCCAAGUACCCACUUCAACUGCAUCGGAACAUCUGCUCACCAGCCGUGAAAGUCUCCGAAAGCGAGCUCCAGCCGAAAAUGCCGACCCAGAGUCUCUUGACAUUUUGGAAUUUGCAAAAAAGGAUAACUGGAAAGGAGUCUGGAUUUCAAACAAAUGCUCUGCAAACGAAGAAACCAGGUUUCGAAAGGGAUGGAUUGAAUCUGGGUAUCUCACUAGACUGUUCAAAAUGAGUCUUGAGGAAAUUAGAUACGAACGGGCAUUGGGUGAUUUUUUGGGACAUGCAUGGAAGACCAAUGGAUUUGCGCAAAGGAUUACAGAUAACUUCGCGCGUAUUGAAGCUCUCCAUUCUGGUGGGAAGGGAUUCAAACAGAAGCUCGAAAUAUAUUGUGACGAGACCGACACUCCCAAGGGGAUUUUAACUGCCUGCGGGAAAACUAAUUGCUGCGAUGGUAGUCCAGAUGGGAGAGAAGGAGGAUAUUUCUAUGUGAAACAAGGCGUGAUGCCGGUGACAUAUGCAAUAGUUUUAUGCUCGAAAUAUUUCGAAGGGAAGACGGCCCUAGAACGGGCUGAAGAGUUGAUUGACUCGAAGUUGCCUAACUUUGACCAAAUCAAGCAAAAUAUUUGGGCGUUGUAUCCAAAUAUUGCAUCCACACUUUUACACUUACAACUCCAUUUGCCAUUUGCCCCUACCCCGUCGCUAUAUAUCGGGGACGCUGUAGGCUACUACAAUCCAACUGGAAGCGGUGACCUUGCUUCCAAGUCAGCCGACCAGUCCACCAGGACUGCUGAAAACUAUGCCAUAGCAGCCCUUGCAGUCGCACAAAUCCACAUAUUCGGAUUAGAGAAAGCCCCAUCCUUCGGGGAUAAAAAAGAUUUAGAGCUUGAACAGAAGGAAGGAAAAUUUAAAGGUCUCAUGGGAACUGCUAUGGAAGGGUCGAAUCGGAAGGAGCCGGCACCCGGUCCUAAGCCAUCAGUUCUGGAACCUGAGACCCCGAGCCAAAAGAAGGCUGGGCUUUCCUCAGCGCUUAAAGGUAAUCUUAGUGAUGUAAUCGGCGCGGGCGCUGGUUUUAAAUUGCCACGCUUAGCUAUUCAGGGUGGCCUUCCGAAGGAUCUUGAUAAGAAAGUGUAUAAGGGAAUACCGUCAAUUCACUAG
Messenger RNA from Orbilia oligospora ATCC 24927, 1275 nucleotides. RefSeq lists its product as uncharacterized. The record is from RefSeq and is a predicted model, not a curated record. Gene Ontology annotation, molecular function: metallopeptidase activity. The transcript has 7 exons. The coding region runs from base 1 to 1275 and encodes 424 amino acids. NCBI's taxonomy places the organism in Eukaryota, Fungi, Ascomycota, Orbiliomycetes, Orbiliales, Orbiliaceae.